This is a messenger RNA of Ipomoea nil (Japanese morning glory), 936 nucleotides long. Its product is annotated as ribonuclease 3-like. NCBI's taxonomy places the organism in Eukaryota, Viridiplantae, Streptophyta, Magnoliopsida, Solanales, Convolvulaceae. Gene Ontology annotation, cellular component: extracellular region. The record is from RefSeq and is a predicted model, not a curated record. Gene Ontology annotation, molecular function: RNA binding; ribonuclease T2 activity. Gene Ontology annotation, biological process: RNA catabolic process. The coding region runs from base 48 to 752 and encodes 234 amino acids. The transcript has 4 exons.
UCAACCAAGCUUACAGAUGCACCUAGUUAGCAUAGCAGCUAAGAAGCAUGAAGCUUUUCCACUGUUUUCUUCUUCUAACUACACUCUCUUUGGCAUCCCUUUCUACUAUAGCCUAUACCGCUGAUAUCAAACCUGAUUACUUUUUCAUCAGUCUCAAAUGGCCAAAGACCCAGUGUCAGAGCAAGGAAGGGUGUUGCCUCCCAAAGAAAGGAAGCCCUUCUUUGAAUGACUUUGUCAUUCAUGAAUUUCAAGCAUUUUACUCUAGUAAUGGAGGGACAAACGCAAAUUGCACAACCGGAACCAAAUUCCAACCGUCAAAGAUUGCAGAUUUAGUGCCGAGUUUGCAAAAGUAUUGGCCCUCAUUGAGUUGUCCCAGUAGAGAUAGCAAGAAGUUGUGGAAGGAAGAAUGGGUGGAGUACGGUACUUGUGCUGAAACAGUAUUCAAUCAGCAUGAUUACUUUGCAGCUGCUCUCAGAGUCUACAAACAAAUUAAUCUCCUCAAACUUCUAGCUGAUGCAGGAAUUAAACCGAAUGGUAAAUAUUACCCGGGAGAUGCAAUCAAUAAAGCUAUAGCAAAAGCUGGAUUAGGUGAAAUAACGGUAUCAUGUCGAGAAGACGAAAAGGGAGUGAACGCUGUUUUGGAUUACAUUACAUUUUGUGCUAGCAACAAGGGUAAGAAGAUCAAAUGUCCUGGGCAUUCCUUUUGGAUUUGCGACAGUACAAAUGGGAAUAAUGUCAAAUUCCCCUAUUAAAGAUGGUAAUUGAGUGAGUGAGCUUUGAAUAAGGGAAUUGAAUACUCCCAAUAUUCGGCUAGAGCAAAGUUUGAAUUAAUUAAAUAUGCUGUACUACUUAAACUUGUACUUUGCAUGUAUUCCCUAUAAUUAAGAAAAUAAUAAGUGAUGCAUGUAUUGUACAUGCAAGGAGGUUGUGUUUUAA